Centrocercus urophasianus (Greater sage-grouse) is the source of this 4284-nucleotide messenger RNA. It is a transcript of the gene DHRS11, whose product is annotated as dehydrogenase/reductase 11. Bases 1 to 768 code for a protein of 255 amino acids. Lineage: Eukaryota; Metazoa; Chordata; Aves; Galliformes; Phasianidae. Gene Ontology annotation, molecular function: oxidoreductase activity. The record is from RefSeq and is a predicted model, not a curated record. The transcript is spliced from 7 exons.
AUGGAGCGGUGGACCGGGCGCGUGGCUUUGGUCACCGGCGCCUCGGUGGGCAUCGGCGCGGCCGUGGCGCGGGCGCUGGUACAGCACGGCAUGAAGGUGGUGGGGUGCGCCCGCAGCGUGGACAAGAUCGAGAAAUUGGCAGCUGAAUGCCAGAGUGCCGGCUACCCUGGGACCCUCAUCCCAUACAAGUGUGAUCUCUCCAACGAAGAGGAGAUCCUGUCCAUGUUCUCUGCCAUCAAGACCCUUCACCAGGGAGUUGAUGUGUGCAUCAACAACGCGGGGCUGGCGCGCCCGGAGCCUCUGCUCUCAGGGAAGACAGAGGGCUGGCGGACGAUGAUAGACGUCAACGUGAUGGCUGUCAGCAUCUGCACCCGGGAGGCCUAUCAGUCCAUGAAGGAGAGAAACAUCGAUGACGGUCAUAUUAUUAACAUUAACAGCAUGAAUGGUCACAGCGUUGUGCCACAGUCUGUGGUGCACUUUUACAGUGCCACCAAGUAUGCAGUCACAGCACUCACAGAGGGGCUGAGGCAAGAACUCAGAGAAGCAAAGACUCAUAUACGAGCUACAUGUAUAUCUCCAGGACUGGUAGAAACAGGAUUUGCUUUUAAGCUUCAUGAUAAUGACCCUGAGAGAGCUGCUGCAACCUAUGAGAGCAUUCGGUGUCUCAAAGCUGAAGAUAUGGCUAAUGCUGUCAUAUAUGUCCUCAGUGCCCCACCUCAUGUACAGAUUGGAGAUAUACAGAUGAGGCCCACGGAACAGAUAUCAUAGCAAAUGAAGAAGACCGUGAGCAGCACCGUGUAUCCACUCCACUUGGAACCCUCUGGCAAUGUGGGUUUCAUCAGCUGGCUAGCAACGUUUUAUUCAAGUACCAAGGAUCAUGUUUGAAGAAUUAUUUUUCUCUCCCUCUCUCUCAGCUGGUGCUGGUAUGGAGCCAGUUUUAAAAAAUACAUAUAUAGUAGUGAGUCUCUUUCUCCCCUACUCUUUUGGAAACUGAGUAAGAGUAAAAUGUAUUUGAAAAUAAUGCAGGGAAGUGGUUUGUGGAAGAUUGUCUCCAGACUGGCUUAUUCUUCUUUUUGCUUUCUUUUCAAGGUUGGUUUGAUCUUAUUUGAUGUCUGGACAUAGGUGAAGUGGCACAAGGUGUUUGCCAGCUUCCAUGUGCUUAGGGUUUGAGAUUUCUGGUGGAUGCCAUCCAUUUAUUUUUCACGUUUCUUCUCAUCAUUUUGAUACUUUUUUGGUAACGAUGGAUGUGAUAUUUUCUUCUCUCAUAUCCCACUGCCCUAAAGCCAAUGUACAAACUCACCCUGCCUCCCCAAACUCUCCCUUUGCAUUCAUAUGAAUUGUGCCUGCCAAGUUUGAGGAGGUAUAAACAUGUGUGCUUGCUGUUUCUUUCUUUCUAGGUAAGUAGGUAAAUAGUUUUGGGAAAAGAACCUGUAUUUUUUACAGGUUAGAAUGAUCUUCUAAGUGGCAUAGGUACAGUAAGAGUGAGUUGUUUAGUAUUUUUAAUAAAAAUUAAAUGUGCUGUCUUGUGACCACCUUUAUCCUUGGUAUCAUCACCCAGCACUCUUGUUGGUUUUCUGUAUGUUUGAUAUUUGCAUGCAUUGAUGCUUUUUGGAAGUAUUGAUCGGUCUUUGAAAGAUGUGUGAUGCUGUUUAAGUGCUGAUCACUCUUAAGUUGGAAAUAUUGGAAUUUUGUUUAUAUGCAGAGAUACAAACUCAGAGAGAAAGAGAGAGAGAGAGAGAGAGUGAAAUGAACCAUGCUGAAGCUGUCCAAAAUGAAAAUAUAUUAAUAGGGGCAUUUGCUACAAAGCAGUAGGUGAAAGGUCUGCUUUGGAUCUACUGCUUCUAUGCUGGUGUGGCCCCACUGUUUUGCUCUGGGUUUCCUCUAACUCGAGGGAGGGGGGAGUUAGCCCCCUGGCUGGUGCAUGCACAGCUGGAGAUGACUUGAGUUGUUUUAUUUGCUCUUACAGUGUGGCAGAAACAUAUCUGCAUUGAGCCCAACUUGAUUUGGCGCUGUUAACGUGCAUGUUGCCUUAAGGCUGCAGUCUCUCCUGCUGUACUUUGGAUUUCCUCUAGUACUUCAGCAGGUGAACACCUUGUUGCAGGUGGAGCUGGUAUGAUCAGCUGAUUUGAGUAGAGGACUGAGAGCCAGAGAAACUUGGUUUGGAUUGUUUUGCUUAUGCCAGUGCAGCUCUGUGGGAGUUCAUCUGUGUGACAGCACCACAAGGGAGACCAGGACCAGACCACUAUGUCAUGAAUUCCAACUCCCUGUAUAACCUUGGGCAAGUCGCUUUACCUCUCUGCCUCAGUUGACCCAUCUGUAAAAUGGGGAUAAUAAUACUUAACCUACCUCACAGGGGUGUUGUGAGGACUCGCAAGCUGUUUUGUAAAGCACUUUGAAUAUGAGAGGCGCUGCGUAAGUGCUGAGUGUUGAUAUGAAGUAUUAUUAUUAAUUAAAUCUCACGAUGCAUAGAAUUCCUUGUGCCAAAGGUGAGCAAGCAUGGAAGGCUGUAAGGGGGAAAGUGGUAAAGCAUUCCUUCGUAAUGGUAAAAACAAAGGCCGUGUGGCCCUGUUCUUUUCAUCUUUAUAAAUACGCUCUCAUGGUGCGUUCUGUCCCUCAUCUGUCACCGGUUUCUGCUAGUUAGUACAUGUAACCUUGUGUCUGGAUUUGGCCUUUCAAUUUACUCUGAGUGAAAUUCAUGCCCUGUGGCAAAGUCUUGCACUACUCUGAUGCACUGCCCUCCUCCACGUAGCUGAGGCGGUGGCUCUGUGUAGGUUCUUGCUACAGAGCUGACUUUCACCUGCAGCACCAAGUUAGACUGUGUCCUGCAAGGAGCAGCCAGUCCAGGUCUGCACACAGCCAGCGAUGCUCAGUGCAGUGGAAAAAGCCUGUGCUAGCUGGAAAAGCUCUUCAGCCUCCAUGCUGCUGUGGUGCACAAUCCAGAGGCCUUUUGUUAAGGAAGGUCCAACCCCAAACUGCGAUGUUCAGCUGUACUUAAUAUGAAAACUGUGAGUUUUUUCCAUAGGUUUUCUUUCACAAGAGUUUAAGUCAACAGGUGCAGCGUGCACCGUUUUUUAAAAAGAACUGAACUAGAAGCUGAGGGUCAAAAAAGAAAGAGUUGAGAAAUUAGCAGAAAAAAAAAUAGGCAAGGCUGUGAGAAGCACUGUUGAAAUGGCUGAACUGGUGGCUGCAACUGUGUGUGAAAUUCAGCAGCUGUUGAAAUGAAUGGCUGAGACAGGACCUGGCUUAUCUUUCUGCUCUGCAGAUGUAAGGCCUUGAAAAGGGGCCAGUGUGGAUAGUCACUCCUUGCAGAUGCAACUUGGCUGACCUGCAGCCCUGGAAGUGUUUUUUCUCCAUGAGUGUUUGUAACAUUUGCACAUCUUUAAAACAUCUCGUCCUUGAAAUGGUAUCUAUUAUGUUUUUCCAUUUCGAAUGAGAUUUUGGGGGAUGAUUUUUCCUGCCAGAUGACUUCCUGCCUCUGGCUGCUUUCCCAUGUGAAGUGCAGCCCACAGAGGAGUUUGGCACCGGGAGCUGGGCCUGUCUGCCUCGUGUGACCUGGUGGCACCUCGAGCCUUCUUCCUGGGCUGGGAUGAGGUUGGCAAUGUGACCCUAGGUGUUCAGAAACAGACAGGAGAGUGACCUGUGCAAUUUAUCAGUAGGCUUCUAAUUUGUGAACUAGGAAAUAAAGGAUAAAAAGAGAGGCGCAAUGUAGUUCUUCUGCAUAUCGUAGUUCGUGUUUAAACAUAACAUCCUUUUUACUGUUCACAGCUAAACCUAUCUUUUGUGAAGAGUUCAAACAGAAACAUGUGAAUUUGGUUCCUCACGGGGAAAAAAAAAUGCAAUUGCUUUCUAGAGCAGAAUAGCAUCCAGUUGUCUCAUGGAUGACCUGUGGAGAUUGGACUCGCCCUUCCCUGUUCAAAUGAAGCCGUGCUCCACAGGGAUUUGCUGAAAUCCCCAGGUAGGCUGCUGGGUUUGGCUAAAACUAUGCAAGGGAUGAGCCAGUACUGCUGUGCAGACUUGGAUAUUGAACGCUUUCAAUCUCCCACACUUGUUUGAAGUGGGGUGCAUUAUUGCUGUUGUUAAAUGAAGGAUUUUUACUUUCCGGUCCUCUUUCAGGUUGUCCAAGUGCAGAGGCUCAGGUUUGCUGUCAUUAAAACACAAUGUUUUUGCAAAUAAGUAGUGAAUAGCUGAGUUGGCUGCCUUGCUGGAUUUGAGGCAGGUGUUUUGGAUACCUUGUAAAUAGGUAGAGAGCAUUUGUGGAAUUAAAAGCAUGUUUGUUUUUUCUAA